CCCGGCUGUGAUGUCUGGCUGUGCAUUGCACAGUUUGCAUCCUAUACGUUUCCCAGAGUUGGUGAUUAUACAACUGAGGGUUUGUAAUUAAGCGGAUUGAUUUCUCAGUGCCCAGCGAUCCGCCCCUGCCGCUCUUCUCUAUAGGAGUUGAGAAGUUGGUUUGUCCUCAUUUAGAUCAGCAACGCUGCAAGAGACGCUUGCAGGGCUUUUCAGCUGCUGACACUUAGUCGUUGCAACGAGGGGAGCGGCACUGUGUGCGGGAAGAAUUGGUUGAAUAUCAGACAAACCACGCAUUUACUCCGGGAUUUACUCGCCUAAAACGCAAUAAGAAGCUUCGGAGGGAAUUACUGAGCGUCUUCGAUAGCGCAAAUCUUUUUGCGUUGCAUCUUAAUUUCUUUCGAUCGGGGUUUAAACAGCUGCAUUUGAACACUUUGCGAUGCUACUCUCUAAGAAGAUCGGCUCAUUUGCUCACAUUUGCAGCCCGACCGGUAUGGAUUUGCCAGUAAAAAUCCAGUUGCAGCAAGUGAAGGAACGGGAGCCUUUUGAGAAAGUCUAUCAGAUUGGGGCAGUCUUGGGCAGCGGUGGUUUCGGCACUGUCUACAGUGGUGUACGGCUGACUGAUGGGCUCCCGGUUGCUGUCAAACAUGUGGCAAGAGAGCGAGUGACUGAAUGGGGCUCGCUGAAUGGCAGCCUUGUGCCCCUGGAGAUCGUGCUGCUUAAGAAGGUGGCCGGAGGCUUUCGCGGGGUCAUUAAAAUGCUGGAUUGGUACGAGCGAGGCGACAGCUUCUUGUUGAUCAUGGAGCGGCCAGAGUUGGUCAAGGACCUGUUUGAUUUUAUCACCGAGAAGGGUGCUUUGGAGGAAGAGCUGGCCCGCGUCUUCUUCAGACAGGUCCUGGAGGCGGUCCGACACUGCUACAACUGCGGCGUGGUUCACCGGGACAUCAAGGACGAAAAUCUGCUGGUCGACCUGCGCUCCGGCGAGCUCAAGCUCAUCGACUUCGGGUCGGGGGCGCUGCUCAAGGACACGGUCUACACGGAUUUUGACGGCACAAGAGUAUACAGCCCUCCAGAGUGGAUCCGUUACCAUAGAUACCAUGGAAGAUCCGCGACUGUGUGGUCUUUGGGCGUGUUACUGUAUGACAUGGUGUGUGGGGAUAUCCCAUUUGAACAAGAUGAAGAAAUCUUGCGUGGUCAAGUGUAUUUCAGGAGGAGAAUUUCUUCUGAAUGUCAGGAUUUGAUCAAGUGGUGCCUUGCACUGCGGCCUUCUGAGAGACCUAUGCUGGAGCAGAUUUUUGACCACGCUUGGAUGCGAAAGGCUGAAGUAGUAAAAGCUGAAGACUGUGACAUCAGACUGCUGAGCCUAGACCAUGAGGCCUCCAGCACGAGCUCAAGCAAAGAGAGCCUCUGAAUCAUCGUUGCCUCGCAGGAGGGGAGUUUGACACUAAAGGACCCUGUGGUGGUGCCACCAGCUUGUUGUGGGAGGGGGAAUAGUAGUUUAUUUCAGAUCCAGUUUUCUGGGUG
Hypanus sabinus (Atlantic stingray) is the source of this 1521-nucleotide messenger RNA. It is a transcript of the gene pim3, whose product is annotated as Pim-3 proto-oncogene, serine/threonine kinase. Gene Ontology annotation, molecular function: protein serine/threonine kinase activity; ATP binding. The transcript is spliced from 6 exons. Gene Ontology annotation, cellular component: cytoplasm. Gene Ontology annotation, biological process: protein autophosphorylation; negative regulation of apoptotic process; regulation of mitotic cell cycle. The coding region runs from base 437 to 1408 and encodes 323 amino acids. The record is from RefSeq and is a predicted model, not a curated record. NCBI's taxonomy places the organism in Eukaryota, Metazoa, Chordata, Chondrichthyes, Myliobatiformes, Dasyatidae.